This is a messenger RNA of Micropterus dolomieu (smallmouth bass), 3817 nucleotides long. RefSeq names its product carcinoembryonic antigen-related cell adhesion molecule 20. NCBI's taxonomy places the organism in Eukaryota, Metazoa, Chordata, Actinopteri, Centrarchiformes, Centrarchidae. The coding region runs from base 84 to 1715 and encodes 543 amino acids. The record is from RefSeq and is a predicted model, not a curated record. The transcript is spliced from 11 exons.
UGGGUGUGUCCCUCUCCAAGCAGCAGGUAAUCUACUGCCGCAUUCCGUCUCUGUCUCUGCUGGAAAGUCUCGAACCGUCCGGGAUGGAUCUGUUCGCCGUGAAGUCGCCUCUCUUUCUGCUCGCUUUUAUCGGAUGCUGUGCGGGGCAGUCCGUACUGCCAUCGGGUCCGGUGGACGCAGUUUUGGGAAGAAAUGUCACGUUAACCACCCUGGUUGACAAAGCAAAUUACGAUUACAUAACCUGGAAUUUCAACAACGGGGCUCAAUUUAAUGUUGCUACCUUGAGUCGGUCAGGUUUGAAAGUGGGCACACGGUUCCAGGGAAGAGCGUCGAUCAACGCGACCAACGGAUACUUGACCCUGACAUCCCUGACGGCAGCUGACGGCGGCGAUUAUAGCAUCAGCAUAUUAUCACCAGAGGGUACACAAACCGGAGAUCUACUCCUCCGAGUCCUCGAGGCGGUGUCCAAUGUGGCCAUCACCUCCAGCCUGCCUGAGGCCAUCGAGCUGAACAGCACCGUGGUUCUGAACUGCUCCGCUAAAGGCUCCUUCCUCAAGUUCACCUGGACCAACGGCACCGCGCCCGUCGUGGCCGACGGCACACGGCUCACAGUGAAAGAGGGGGACUUGUCCAGUGCGCUGACCAUCGCAGGUGUUCUCAGGACAGACCUGCUGGGGCCCAUUUAUUGCACAGCUUCUAACAGCCUGGAGAAGGCGACGAGCGCCCCCUUCAACCUCACUGUCUACUACGGACCAGAUCAAGUCACCAUCACUCCUGUGAACCCUCCAGAGUACCUAAAAUCUGGCUCCAACUUCAGCCUGUCCUGUUCAGUGCUCUCCAACCCGCCCGCCACCUUCACCUGGUACCACAACGAGCAGUUGAUGGAGGCAUCGGGUCCCGUCCUGACUCUGGAUGUGAUCGAAAAACACGGAAUAGGAAGUAAUAAGGAAGGUUACACAUGCAGGGCCAAAAACGCCAAAACCCAGCGCACCGUCUCUUCUCCUGCCGUUUCCUUCGCUGUGUUGCAGGCCAUCGCAGGUAUUACAAUCACCGGUCCUACUGCUACCCUCAUCGCCGGCAACAGCACAGCCAACCUCAGCUGCCAGGCAACGUCUGGCACCGUGAUGAGCAGGAAAUGGAAGAAAAAUGGCAGUCCUCUGUCUCCCAGCGCCCGCAUUGUGUUUGCCGCCGACAUGAGCUCCGUGAUGAUCAACCCGCUGCAGAAAGACGACAACGGAAACUACAGCUGUGAGCUCGAAAACCCCGUGCACAAAGUGGACGCCGCCUACAUGAUGGUGGUCAACUACGGACCUGAACAGGUGUCGGUGAAGGGUGACAAGGCCGUAAAGGUGGACAACCCCGUGAAACUCACCUGCGAUGCUGAGUCCGUACCCGCCGGCAGCUUCACCUGGAGGUUUAACGACACACUGACUGAUGUCACAACGAAGACGUUUGCCAUUGAGAAGGCUGUUUACCAAAACACUGGAAUGUACACGUGCGAGGUGUUCAACACUGUUACCGGCAAGACCUCCAAGUUCACCCACGUGCUCGCUGUCAAAGCGGAGAUAACAGAAGGUCUCUCAGACGGCGCCAUUGCCGGAAUCGUCAUCGGCGUCCUCAUCGCUGUUGGCAUCGCCAUCGGUGUAAUCUUUUACUGCAGACAGAAAGUACCGUCCCGCAGUACUGGAACAUUACAGGUCGAGUCACCGUACUAAAGAAGUUCCUGCACACUGCUGCAGAUGCCGGCCCAAACAUCCAACCAUUUUGUGUCCCAUGAUCCAUCUGUGCAGCCAGGAGGAGCGUCCAUUUGGAUCCAGCUGGUUUCCUGUGAAGCCCUCUAUCUAAACCAGCUUUCCCAUCAUCCCCCUCUCUCUGGCUGACGAGGACAAUGGAAACUUGAUUUAACCCCAGCGCUGGAUUCUGUCAGAGUUUGGAAUAUUUGCUGUUGUUUUGAUCAAAUUUUUUCUUUUUUUUUUUACCUUUUUAUUUGGAGAUUUUUUUCACCUACACCAUCGCUGGAUCAUGACCUCCCUCGCUCUUCUUCUCCUCCGCCUGGUGUUAACAAAUGUCAUUCUUCACCUUGUUGUCCGGCUCGCUGCUGCCUUUAGGAAACUAAAAACACAGAGAGACUUUGUGUGACGGAGAUGUUUCCUGGACUGAAGCUGAUGGACUGACGGUUACGAUGACUGACUCUCUUUAUCCUGCCGGAAACCUGAGGAGGAAACACACACACGGGAAUACUAGCUGACUGUGAUGCCUGGGUGAUCACACACGGAGGCCACACACGAAGACACUCUGGAUUCUGGUUUAAAAUAAUAUCUAAAAGUUUCUGUGGUUUGAUUUAUCUCACUCUUUGUGCCAAGUGGGUGGAGUUUACCUGAUAGGGGACGCUUCAAGUGCAACGAAGGGUCUGAUCCAAAAUACCUCAGUUUCUCUGGUGCUCACCAUUUAAAGUCUUUCUAACACAUCUGCUGAGCCCACUUUAUUUGCAUUUCUCCCCGUCACGCUGCUUCCUUAACUAAAAGGUUAAUUUAAGGUACUUUGUAAUGUGAUAUUUUCACCAUUUGUGAGGCACAUGGCUUUUUAUUAAAGCGCCAUGGAAAUGUGGUGUGGCCGUUAAGUAAGACGAGAUGUCCCAAUAAGAAUGAUGAUGACUAAUGAAUAAAACUUUAAGAUUAAGAGUAGAACAUGACCGGGUUAGGGUUUGUGCUUUUGUAGAUACUCUAAUUGUCCGACAGUUAGGAACAUCUACGUAGAUAGAAAGCUAUCUUUGCUGUGAUUUUGGAUUCCUUGCUUUAGCUUUUCUCCUCCCCUUCUUUAUGGUCCAGGAAUCUCUUCAGCGUUUAAAUCAUUCUGUGUUGUCUUCAAUGGGAGAGUAGAAAGAGGAGGGGUUAAAUGUUUUUAAGGCGGCGUGGACAAGAUUCAACACGCCAGGACGGGGUGGUGUAGAAGAAAGAGAAAACGAAAGGAGGAAGAAAAAAGGCGGCAACAUUCUUUGAGUUUUGGAGGGAAAGUUUGGUGAGCGUCAGGGCGGUGCUACUGAGUUUUUUUGUUUUUAACACAAUUGGAUGGUUGAAGUUGUUUAAAACUAAAUUAUAGUUUCUGCAGUUUAAUAACACACCUGACGUUCAUUUGAAAAUGUAAGAGAAACCACUGUAUUAUUUGAAGUUUUUAGCUGGAUCACACACCUUUUCUGUUUUUUUUUUUUUUUGUUUUUUUUCAUCAAACCAGGUGAUUUAUUCUGUUUUUGAGCUGUUUGAUGAUUUUUUUUUGGUGUGUCGUUAGUGGUUAUGUGUGAUCUGAAGACUGCAGCAUGCACUGAUCUCUGGUGUGAAAAGGUAUUUAUUUUGUUAAAAAAAAAAACUUAACUGGAACUGAAGAGCAGAUCACACAUUCAAAAUCUCAUUUUUUGUGCUUUUUCAGUUUGUGUGUUUUCACCCGGAAGAUGCUUUUAAAAAGUCUUAAAAACAACGUGUCCUUUUCAACACGCUUAUGUGUGUAUGAAAACAACACAACAGGACCAUAGUAAAAAUGAUGCAGCCAGCCUUAAAGAGAAAAUGCCGUCAUUGUAAAUAAAGCCAUAGAUACGCUCUAAACACGUUUUUAUUUACAUUUUUGGUAAUAUAUGUGGGGGGUUUUAUUAUCAUGAUUUAUUUGUUAAGAAAUACACAUUUUUGUUUAAUGUUUACAGAAACUGUCUUGCCUCCAUAACGCCUGUAAAAAUCUCAAAAGAUAAAAUAAAUGUCCCCACGGUAAAAAUUCAUGUCCAAGUAAACAUCUGUGUAAAUGCAUAAAAGUUGUGGAAAUAUUUUCCUAA